Molecule: messenger RNA, 252 nt
Organism: Caenorhabditis elegans
Lineage: Eukaryota; Metazoa; Nematoda; Chromadorea; Rhabditida; Rhabditidae
Gene: ZC412.8
Exons: 1
Coding region: 1-252 (83 amino acids)
Source: RefSeq, marked reviewed
AUGUUUUCUUCAAAGCUAGCUAUUGUUCUUCUUAUCGUUGCUUUUGUUGUGGCUUCUGCUCAAAAUAAUAAGGAAGGUGGACAACAAAAUGGUGGAGAGAACAAGAAUGGAGGAAAAGCAACAACUGCAUCGAAUGGUUCUGGAGGUGCUCCAAAUGGACAAGGAAAUCAAAAAAUAGCUGGAACUGAUGGAAACAGUGGGAAUGGAAAAUCUGGACAAUCUGGGCAAGGCGGACCUCAAAAGAGUAAUUAA